ACCUCCUCUCCUCCUACAAUACAACAAGAAGGACUCUUCACAGUUGGGAAGUAACAGAGUUUGGAAAUCUGUGCGGCACUUCGCCCUUUUUGGGGGUCACAGUGUUUAGUUUUUGGUAAUAUUCCUCUUGUUUGCUAAUAAAAUGGGGACUCACACCGGACUCAAUGUUUCCAGCCAUGAUGCACCUUACGGGGGGAAAAGUGUCUUUUCCCAAAUGGAGCACAACAUAGUGGCUGGAUAUCUUAUCACCGCAGGCGUCAUCAGUCUCCUGAGCAACAUUGUCGUUCUUCUCAUGUUCGUAAAGUUUAAGGAGCUUCGUACCGCCACCAACUUUAUUAUCAUCAACCUGGCUUUUACUGACAUUGGAGUGGCUGGCAUCGGUUAUCCCAUGUCCGCAGCUUCUGACAUCCAUGGAAGCUGGAAAUUUGGGUACACUGGUUGCCAGAUUUAUGCAGCCCUCAACAUCUUCUUCGGCAUGGCUAGCAUCGGGCUGCUGACUGUGGUGGCCAUAGACCGCUAUCUCACCAUAUGCCGACCGGACAUAGGGCAGAAGAUGACAGUGCGAUCAUACCAUCUCCUCACCCUGGCGGCAUGGCUUAAUGCUCUCUUCUGGUCCACCAUGCCUAUAGUGGGCUGGGCUGGCUACGCCCCAGACCCCACUGGAGCCACGUGCACCAUUAACUGGCGCCAGAAUGAUCUAUCCUUCAUUUCCUACACCAUGACAGUGAUUGCUGUGAACUUUGCCUUGCCUUUGUCCGUCAUGUUCUACUGCUACUACAACGUGUCCGUCACCGUGAGCAGAUGCAAAGCUAGCAACUCCCUCCAUAACGUCAACAUCGACUGGUCGGAUCAGAUGGAUGUCACCAAGAUGUCCAUCGUGAUGAUCGUGAUGUUCCUUGUGGCUUGGUCUCCAUACUCCAUGGUGUGCCUCUGGGCAUCUUUUGGGGACCCCAAGUCGAUUCCUGCACCCAUGGCUAUCAUCGCCCCUCUCUUUGCCAAGUCCUCCACCUUUUACAACCCCUGCAUUUACGUCAUCGCCAACAAAAAAUUCCGAAGAGCCAUCAUCGGGAUGAUCCGGUGCCAAACCAGACAGCAAAUCACCAUCAAUACUCAGGUUGCCAUGACCAUAUCUCAACAGCCUCUGACCCAGUGAGAUGAUGACCACCUUGGCAUCAUGUAUCUUCUCGUGACUCCAC
This is a messenger RNA of Doryrhamphus excisus (bluestripe pipefish), 1196 nucleotides long. It is a transcript of the gene rrh, whose product is annotated as retinal pigment epithelium-derived rhodopsin homolog. NCBI's taxonomy places the organism in Eukaryota, Metazoa, Chordata, Actinopteri, Syngnathiformes, Syngnathidae. The record is from RefSeq and is a predicted model, not a curated record. Gene Ontology annotation, biological process: visual perception; G protein-coupled receptor signaling pathway. Gene Ontology annotation, molecular function: G protein-coupled receptor activity. Gene Ontology annotation, cellular component: membrane.